AUGAGGUUUAUUCCACGUCCUGGGACCAAGGGUCGUGGGAUGGGAAGGGGAAGUAUUGACUUGACUGAACUGAAACGGUCGAUGCAGAGAAACUGCUCCCUGCAGCAGUACAUCAGGGAGAUUGUUUGUGCCCGGGCAUCACCAAGCCAGCUAUCCGCCGUACGACUCAAGCGGAUCUCGGGUCUGAUCAACGAGGAGACCCGCGGGGUGUUGAAGGUUUUCCUGGAGAAUGUGAUCAGGGACGCGGUCACCUACACCGAGCACGCCAAGCGCAAGACGGUCACUGCCAUGGAUGUGGUGUACGCUCUGAAACGACAGGGCCGCACUCUCUAG
Molecule: messenger RNA, 333 nt
Organism: Amblyraja radiata (thorny skate)
Lineage: Eukaryota; Metazoa; Chordata; Chondrichthyes; Rajiformes; Rajidae
Product: histone H4-like
Exons: 2
Coding region: 1-333 (110 amino acids)
Molecular function (GO): DNA binding; structural constituent of chromatin; protein heterodimerization activity
Source: RefSeq, a predicted model, not a curated record